GGAUUCACUCAGUCAUCUGACCUAAUGGCACACCAGCGUGUUCACAUUGGGGAGAAGCCAUUCACCUGCGCAGAAUGUGGGAAGGGAUUCACUAAGUCAUCCACCUUACUGGUACAUCAGCGAGUUCACACUGGGGAGAAGCCGUUCACCUGCUCAGUCUGUGGGAAGGGAUUCACUCAGUCAACCCACUUACAGAGACACCAGCGAGUUCACACUGGGGAGAAGCCGUUUACCUGCUCAGAAUGUGGGAAAAGAUUCACUGAUUCAUCUGCCCUACAGAAGCAUCAGCGAUUUCACACUGGGGAGAAACCGUUCACCUGCUCAGCAUGUGGGAAGAGAUUCACUGAUUCAUCCACCCUACGGAAGCAUCAGCGAGUUCACACUGGGGAGAAGCCGUUUACCUGCUCAGAAUGUGGGAAGAGAUUCACUCAGUUAUUCAAUCUACAGAGACAUCAUCGAGUUCACACUGGGGAGAAGCCUUUCACAUGCUCAGUCUGUGGGAAGAGAUUCACUGAUCUAUCCACCCUACUGAGGCAUCAGCGAGUUCACACUGGAGAGAGGCCGUUCACCUGCUCAGAGUGUGGGAAGGGAUUCACUCGGUCAUCCCACCUACUGGCACACCAGCAAGUUCACAUUGGGGAGAAGCCAUUCACCUGCUCAGUCUGUGGGAAGGGAUUCACUCAGUCAUCCAACCUACAGAGUCACCAGCGAGUUCACACUGGGGAGAAGCCGUUCGCCUGCUCAGUCUGUGGGAAGGGAUUCACUCAGUCAUCCAAUCUACAGAGACAUCAUCGAGUUCAUACUGGGGAGAAGCCGUUCAUCUGCACAGUCUGUGGGAAGCGAUUCACUGAUCCAUCCACCCUACUGAGUCAUCAGCGAGUUCACACUGGGGAGAAGCCGUUCAUCUGCUCAGAAUGUGGGAAGAGAUUCACUGAUUCAUCCACCCUACGGAAUCAUCAGCGAGUUCACACUGGGGAGAAGCCGUACACCUGCUCAGUCUGUGGGAAGGGAUUCACUCAGUCAUCCCACCUACAGAGACACCAGCGAGUUCACACUGGGGAGAAGCCGUUCACCUGCUCAGAAUGUGGGAAGAGACUCACUGAUUCAUCCGCCCUACUUUGUCAUCAGCGAGUUCACACUGGGGAGAAGCCGUUCACCUGCUCAGAAUGUGGGAAGAGAUUCACUGAUUCAUCCACCCUACGGAAGCAUCAGCGAGUUCACACUGGGGAGAAGCCAUUUAACUGUUCAGAAUGUGGGAAGAGAUUCACUCAGUUAUCCAAUCUACAGAGACAUCAUCGAGUUCACACUGGGGAGAAGCCGUUCACGUGCUCAGUCUGUGGGAAGAGAUUCACUGAUCUCUCCACCCUACUGAGUUAUCAGCGAGUUCACACUGGAGAGAGGCCAUUCACCUGCUCAGAGUGUGGGAAGGGAUUCACUCAGUCAUCCCAACUACUGGAACACGUCAAUUCAUAGCGGGGAGUGGCCGUUGUUAUGAAUCCCUAGGUUUCGUUUGCUGUGGACUGUCAUUUUAAGAGAGAGAAAUUAAGAAGGAGUAUCAGUUUGACUUGCAGCUUGUUUACAUCGGUCGCAGCUUGUUUAGUUUUAACCGAGGACACAGACACUCAGAGUCAGACGGAGACGGAUGAAAAAUGAAAGGAUU
This is a messenger RNA of Hypanus sabinus (Atlantic stingray), 1660 nucleotides long. RefSeq names its product gastrula zinc finger protein XlCGF26.1-like. The annotation marks the transcript as partial. Gene Ontology annotation, biological process: negative regulation of transcription by RNA polymerase II. The transcript has a single exon. Gene Ontology annotation, molecular function: DNA-binding transcription repressor activity, RNA polymerase II-specific. Lineage: Eukaryota; Metazoa; Chordata; Chondrichthyes; Myliobatiformes; Dasyatidae. The record is from RefSeq and is a predicted model, not a curated record.